CUUACUCUAUGUUGUCGUUGGACAGUUCACCUCUGCCUCCCGCAUCCAUAAACAAAAUAAAUUCUUUCUAAAGUUAGAUAGUGAACAUGGCGGUUGGUAAAAAUAAAGGCCUGUCGAAAGGCGGUAAAAAGGGUGUUAAGAAGAAGAUCGUUGAUCCCUUCACCCGUAAAGAUUGGUACGAUGUCAAGGCACCGUCUAUGUUCACCAAGAGACAAGUGGGAACCACCCUUGUCAACCGUACUCAGGGUACCAAAAUCGCCUCUGAGGGUUUGAAGGGCCGUGUCUUUGAAGUUUCGCUGGCCGAUCUUCAAGCUGACACUGACGCAGAAAGGUCUUUCCGCAAGUUCCGUUUGAUCGCUGAAGAUGUUCAGGGUCGCAAUGUUCUCUGCAACUUCCACGGCAUGGACCUCACCACUGACAAGCUCAGAUGGAUGGUUAAGAAAUGGCAGACUCUUGUUGAGGCCAACAUUGAUGUGAAGACUACGGACGGAUACCUGCUCCGUGUCUUCUGCAUUGGUUUCACCAACAAGGACUCGCUCAGCCAGCGCAAGACCUGCUACGCCCAGCACACCCAGGUCCGUGCUAUCAGGAAGAAGAUGUGUGAAAUCAUCACCCGUGAUGUCACCAACUCUGAACUCCGUGAGGUCGUCAACAAACUGAUCCCGGACUCCAUUGCCAAGGAUAUCGAGCAUGCGUGCCGCGGCAUCUACCCUCUUAGGGAUGUCUGCAUUAGGAAGGUUAAGGUUCUGAAGAGGCCGCGUUUCGAGAUCUCCAAGCUUAUGGAGCUUCAUGGUGAAGGUGGUAGUGGCAAGAGAGGCGAAGCCGGUGAUAAGUCGGAGCGCCCUGAAGGCUACGAACCUCCCGUUCAAGAGAGCGUUUAAGUUUAAUAUACAUGUAAAAAACUGAAUUUUGUGUCUUUUUAUUUCAAUUUAAUCUGUUGGUGAUUAAACAUACCUACUACCGUAAAGAAUGGAAAGGCGCAGUUGAAGAAUAACAUCGGCAGUAUGGGGAUUAAUUGUUUAAUAAUAAUGGAAUCUACUUAUAUCUAAUAAUAAUAAACAGUAUAAAUAGUAUUUUUUGUUUUAUUUA
Messenger RNA from Spodoptera exigua (beet armyworm), 1089 nucleotides. Lineage: Eukaryota; Metazoa; Arthropoda; Insecta; Lepidoptera; Noctuidae. The record is from the annotation of a GenBank genome assembly.